AUGGAAAGAACCAGCUGCCAGCAAGGACACUGUCCCUGGUCCAACGUCACUAGUGCCAGCUGUGUUGAUGGGUUCUGUGAGUGCUCAAGUGAAAACUACGAGCGAUACACGUGUUUUCCGGUUGUUGGGAGCUGUGCAAUAAGAAGCGGUUCUCCAACUGCCCAAGCCGAGGCCUUCCGAGAUUCUGAACCCAGACAGACCUUCAGCUGUGUCGCUGAUGACAACAGCCAGUAUGAAGUACACGUGCUGGGUGUGUACGAGGGGGUCGGGCCCAGAAGUGAUGUCCGACAAGGUAACACGGAGGCAGCUGAGAUGAACGUACACGUCUCCGUAGGUCAGGUCUCCAAACCUCUGGUCUUGGUGUUGAGCUCGUACGAGGCGGUCAACUGGGUGCUCCACCUACCGGAGGACGUGGAAGUGCACAAAGUGCUUCUGAUUGCAUAUGAUAUCGACCAGAGUAGUGUGACUGUGCGGAGCGGUUCCGUGAACAAUGUGCAGCGCCUGUCAGCUCGGACAGGGGGCGUUCCUGCAUGUGCAUAUGGGAAGGACGACGGCGGCUGUAACACUGUCGAUCUGCUGAUAUACAUAGGGAAAGAGUUUGGCCCCGUCUCGUCUUUCACCGGUGCCUACAGGGCAGGUGGAUGGAACCUGAGAAUAGGCCUAGCCAUACCGUGUCCAACGUUGUCCGCCCCAACUAACGGAGAGCUGAGUCCUACCGGAGCGACCUCCUACCAGGACAGGGCCACAUUCACCUGUAACAGGGGAUACGUUCUGAGCGGCGCUGCUGUGACGACGUGCCAAUAUAACGGAACAUGGAGUAAUGCUGUUCCAACAUGCACACCAAGACAAUGUAGUUCUCUGACGGCUCCAACUAACGGAGCGCUGAAUUCUACCGGAGCGAACUCCUACCAGGAUGUGGUGACGUUCACCUGUAACACGGGUUACCAACUGAAUGGAGUCUCUAGUGUGACGUGCCAAGCUGACGGAACAUGGAGUGGACCUGUUCCAACAUGCACUGUACCAUGUCCAACGCUGACGGCCCCGGAGAAUGGCGCGCUGAGUCCUGCCGGAGCGACUUCCUAUCUGACCCGGGUCACAUUCACCUGCAACCGGGGAUAUGAACGGAACGGCGCCUCUUAUGCCAGUUGCCAAGCUGACGGAACAUGGAGUAAUGCUGUUCCAACCUGCACACAGCAAUGUCCGACGCUGAAGGCUCCAGAGAAUGGAACGCUGAGUCCUCCCGGACCACAUUCCUACAAUGACGUAAUCACGCUCACCUGUAACCCGGGGUACGCACGGAACGGCGCCGCGUACACGAUGUGUCAAACUGACGGGACAUGGAGUAAUGCUGUUCCAACAUGCACACGCGGCCGGCUAGCCACCAAUAUGGCCGCUAGGUGUCGCCUGUGCAUGGACGUCCUGCUGAGCGCUCUGCUGACCGCCAUGCUGGUGGGCAGGUGGGAGUGAACCGUGACGGGAGGGUUCAGCUCGGAUCGGUCAACGUGUUCCAGCCACUAUCCCACAGAGAAGCUAAGAAGAAUCAGUCAGCAUAGCUUAUCACAUAGCUCCAUGACGUGUUUUUAUCGGGUGUAAUGUCACACUGACUUAAUUUUAUGGAUGACAUCCGCGCGGCAUUGAUUUUUGCCUGUUCUAAAAAAUGUGCCUCAUGUCACCCAAUAUCAUCACUGGUCAAUCAGAAUUUUAUGCCAUAAG
Molecule: messenger RNA, 1713 nt
Organism: Branchiostoma floridae (Florida lancelet)
Lineage: Eukaryota; Metazoa; Chordata; Leptocardii; Amphioxiformes; Branchiostomatidae
Product: E-selectin-like
Exons: 10
Coding region: 1-1467 (488 amino acids)
Source: RefSeq, a predicted model, not a curated record